UUCUGACCAAAGGGCAAAUUAUUGCCUUCAAAACUUGAUCUUAUGACAUUAAAAAAGCAUCCAAAAGAAAAUUGUGAGCUUAGAUAUAGUGUAAUGGAGUUGACAGAGGUUAUGAGCAAAAUAAUGAUGGAGAGGAGGGUAUCGUGCUCUUGUUAAAAGGGCUCAAUGAAACUCGAAAAUAUGUAUUUAAAUACUUUGAAUUAAUUCUAGACAAACCAGCAACAAUUCUUCUGCGGCUAUGAAUGGUACAAUGGAACCAGCACACACUGGAGCGCGUUCUGGUUCACAUCACCAUCACCAUCAUAAGCCAAGGAAUUACAAGCUUGUGGUCGAUCCUUGCUUGGUUAAAGGUGCUUCUAAGCUUUAUCGGUAUGAUGGUAGUGUUCCAAAUGACCCAACUUACCCACCUGUUCAAGUUCGUGAUCCUAGAUCACAACUUACGAGGAUAUGGACAAGACUUGAACCUCUUGACAUUCCAGUUCCAAGAUUUAAGAUCGACUCUUAUUAUGUUGGUGAACCACCUCCAUUGGAAGUCACGAUUUGUAAUCUGAAUGACAAUAUUGACAAAUGUUUCCUCUCAGAUAUGGUUCAAAAAUUUGGGCCAUUUGAAGAACUAUUCAUAUACUAUCAUCCUGUUACCAAUAAACAUCUUGGAUUAGCACGUGUUGUAUUUGAGUCUAUCAAAUCUGCAAAGAAUUGCGUUGAAAAGCUGAACAAUACAUCUGUAAUGGGGAAAGUUCUCAGAGUUUUCUUGGAUCCUUUUGGUGAGGAAUGUCGGAAGAUGUUUCAAGAGAAAACUCAAGAGAAGAAGGUGGAGUCUGUUCAGCCAGUUGGACUAGAACAUGAUGAAUCUUCAUCAGGUGCUACAGACAAAGAAGACGGAUCACGUCGACCAGUGCUGCCUCAACCUGCAUUGCGGAAGGGUACCACUCCCCUCUCAGAGGACUUAGAAGGGAGAACGUGGCCUGAAAAGGACAUAGUUGCAUUGAAGAAAGAACAUCCAUAUGGGAGUAUUUCUUCUGUAGGUCAUGAGUAUCCGGACCACCGUUACCCACCACCUCGCCGAGGUGAAUUUGCUACCCCUAGUUCCAGUACUAGUGACUAUGGAACCGGUCAGAGUGACACAUACUCAGAACGUAAUUAUUCAGCAAAUGCAGUGAACAAAGAAUCUUCAUACGCAGGCAGUGCUGGAUAUCACAGUGCGGCUAGCUCUAAUCAUUCAACUCCAAUUGCCUACGAGUAUCAUAAUCAUUAUCCGCCUACUCCACAUUUGACACAUUCUGGUCAUUAUCCUCCUCCCCACGGCAUCCCAACACACAUGCCCCCACCCUCCUUGCACCCACAUUCCCUUCCUCCCCCACUUCAUUCUUCCUCCACACAGUGGCAGCAAGCAGCAUGGUCAGACUCUCAAUCUCAUGUGCCAACAUGGGAGCAGUCACAAACUCGAGCUACUGCCUUGAGACAAAUACCAGUGCAUACAGGAUCAGGUACUGUGACAACUUUACCACCUGCAAAUGCUACACCAACUUGGACUCCUAUAUCAGGGGAGGGACGUGGCAUAGUUUUCUCUCCUGAACGACCUGCAGGGAAGAAAGAAAGCAAAAGUGCUAAUGCAAGCAGUAAAUCAACAACUUCUCACAAAAGUGAAAAUGCAAGUCCUGAAGUUCCUAAAAUGUUGGAUUUGGAUACUAGAAUAGAAAUGUUACUUAAAGGAAAAGGAACAGGAGGCAUGACCCCAUCGUUUUUAAGAAUGGGUAUUAGCUCGGACUCCGAUGAGGACUCCAAAAAGAGUAAAAGUAAGGUGUCAUCUCGACGAUCUUCAAGUGGUUCUUCAAAGCAUGGAAGUUCACGUCAUCGGAGACGAAACUCAUCUCGGAGGUCAGAGAAGAGGUCACGAUCAAGGACUCCCAGCAGUUCUGAAGCAGAGGACUCGCUUCCGCCACCUCCAACAACAGGGCCACUCUCCAUCCCUUUGCCUCCCACAGUGGAUGAAGAUCCACUUCCUCCACCACCUCCAGAAAAUGAUGAUCCAGAAGAACCAUUAUCUGUUCCUCCAUCUCCGUUCUUGUCAGAGGAACUAUAUCUUCAAUGCCAUAGAAUGGCAAUAGAACAGUCCAAGAAAGCUCGUGAGAAGGAGAAGCAAGAAACCUUAGGACUUCUGGAAAGUGUGAACAUGACAAAACAUGUGGAGAAUGAUGAUCUUGGUAGUAUAAUUAGUAGUAGCGAAGAUGAAACAUUGACUGCUGAACCACCAAAGGCUGAAGACGGUUUCAGUAGCCCAAAGAAAGAAAGCAGUAAUGAGGAGACAGAUUUGGGUCCUCCAGGUUCAUCUUCAAAAAGCAAGAUGCCCAUAUCCAUGCUAUCAGACCUUCCCCCUGGGGUAGAUCCAAUGGAUCAUCAUCAGGAUUUGGCAAGCCGGCGCUCCACCCCAUUGCAGGAUGAAAAUGAUGAUCGCAUGUCAUUGUCCAGUCUUAGUUCUACGGGGGAGAAAAUUGAAGUUGCGAAUCAGCCUCCCACGUCUACUACAGCCAGCUCGAGUGUGCCGGUCACAAUGUAUCCUCCUCCACCAUAUGGUACAACUCCUUGUCUUCCUCCUACGAUGGCAAUUCCUCCUCCGACAUAUGCUCACACGCAUCCUCCACCACAUCCCUCAUAUUACCCACAUCAUAUUCAUCCACCUCCUCACAUACAUGCACCAGGCAUUGACAUUUAUUGGACUCGAGCAACAGCUGUGCUUCCUCCUUUCCCUCCCAUUUAUUUACCCCCACCAGGAUUUCUCCAUAGCUCACACUUCCCUCACAGCAUUACACACCUACAUGGUCAUCACUUUCCAUAUCCUCCUGGAGCAACGCGAACCAUUCAUCUUCCUCAUCCUGGUUUGCAUCUGCGGCUUCCACCUCCAGGACAUGUGCAUGUGGGUUCAGAUCCACAAGCUCCCACAAUUACUGCUGUGCUUGAAAGGGUCAUCAAAGAACUGAAACAGAUUCUCAAACGUGAUUUUGACAAGAAAAUGAUUGAGAAUACUGCAUUCAAAUCAUUUGAGAAUUGGUGGGAUGAUCAAGAAAGGAAGUCCAAGGGCAAAACCAGUGUCAUAGAGAGUGGGGAGGGUGUGUCUGCUGUGACACCUGAAAAAGCUCCAGGCAAACAGGAUUCUCUGAGUAGUCUUUUGGACACUGGUCGUGAUGGCCUGGACUCAAUGGGAUUGGGUAGUUAUGGUCUUGGCUUCAAGAUGGCAAUACCCAAGAUGCCAUCAUUCAGGCGCAAGAAACCACCAUCUCCCUUACCUACUGAUGAGGAUUCUCGAAGAGAAUUGGUAGAAAGUGACCAAGAAGAAAUGGUACAAGCUUCCGACUCAGAGACUCAGCCUGAUUUGAGAAGCCCUGCAUAUAAAUCAUCAGCAAGAUCUUCAAAGUCAUCUUCGUCAUCAUCUUCAUCUUCGUCUUCAUCUUCAUCAUCAGACAGUGAAAGUAGCAAGUCUUCUGUAUCUGGAUCUUCUUCCUCUUCAUCCUCAUCUUCAAGCUCGGAGAGUUCAUCUAGUGAGAGUAGUUCAGAUAGUGAAGAUGAAGGGGAAAGUUCACCUCAUAGACGUAAACAACAUGCUGCUGCCACUGCUGCUGCACCUACUGCUACUACUACUGCUGCCUCUCUGAUGGAUCUUGACAUUGAUGAAUUAGAAAUGAUUGAUUCUAGGGCACAUACACCAGAUGGAAGUGUAACUCCUAUUCCGGAUGAGAAGGCCACUGACUUUGAAGCACCUGGUGAAGAUGCUGACAAUGAAGAUGAAGGUGAAACGGUAACUGAAGUUAGAAAGCCAAUCAUGUUGGAUCAUGAUCAGGAGGAACUCAGUCCAUGGGAAAGCCCUCUGCCGUCUCCCAUCCGGAUCCGAGAGCCAGUGCUCCGACCUCCAACUCCUCCUCAGCCUGUUCAUCCUGAAGAAACUCACAGUGAGAAUUCUGCAGUAGAGGCUCUAAUGGCUCUAGCUGGUGGUGAAACUCCGCACAAAACUACUGCACCAGAACGGUCUUCACCAAGUGCUGCAUUGACUGCAGAUGGUGCAGUGAGUUCAGAUGAAGAGUCUCUUGCAGUGCGUCAGAAAAAGAGAGACUCAUUGACAGUAGUCAAAAACAAUUUAUUAGAUGAUAGAACUAUGUCAUUAAAAGUGCAGAAUAGGACAACUACAGCUGUGAAUGGUGAAUUAGUGCAAGAAGAUCUUCUAAAGAAACUUGUGGAAGAAGAGAAAUUGGCAAUUGAGGGUAGGGACAAACGAGAGGGUUCACCAUUGCCGCAAAUUACUAUGGAGCAUUCAUACAGCCUCCCACCUAAGACGAAAGACAUUACAGAAACUCCAACAAAGCAGGAGAGCGGUAGUGGUGUUCUGCCAUCACCAGCUGCAAAACGGAAAGCAAACAUGGUGUCUAGUGACGAUUUUGGCUUUAAUCAUGAUUAUGCUUUUAAUUCUCAGCGACCAUCCACUCCCCCCACCCCACUUACACCGAAGAUUGAGAAUGAGGUGUUACAAAUGCCUAAAGCAAAGAAGCCACGGCGACGGUAUGAUGAUGUUCUUCACUCUCCGUCUGCUGCUCCAAAAAUUGCACAGGAAACAACUAAACCUAUUGUGUUCCCCAAAAGAGACCUUAUGGCAGAAAUGACUGUGCUUUAUGAAUUCUUGACAAGAGGCAUUGAUGCAGAAGAUAUAACUUACCUAAGGAAGAGUUAUGAAGCAUUAUUGGCUGAUGAUGCCCAAGGCUACUGGCUGAAUGAUACUCAUUGGGUUGACCAUCCAGUGACUGACAUUGCAUCUCCUGCCAAGAAGAGAAAACGAGAUGACACCCGAUUACAUAAAACAGGUAGUGCAAGAACAGAAGGCUUCUACAAAAUAGAUGUGAAGGAGAAAAUGAAACAUAAGCAUCACUUUGGACAGACAAUACAGCAGCAAGGUCAGCAAGAAAAGGCUAUCGAGGUUACUCGACUUGGUGCAGGCAAGAUGCAAGCCUUGUCUCGGGAAGCUCGCAGCAAUCAAAGACGCUUGUUGACAGCAUAUGGUACAGACACUGAUAGUGAUCUCUUGAAGUUUAACCAAUUAAAGUUCCGCAAAAAACAAUUGAAGUUUGCUAAAUCAGCUAUUCAUGACUGGGGCCUAUUUGCUAUGGAACCAAUUGCUGCGGAUGAGAUGGUUAUUGAGUAUGUGGGACAAAUGGUUCGACCUGUUGUGGCUGAUUUGCGAGAACGCCAUUAUGAAGCACGAGGAAUUGGUAGUUCAUAUCUAUUUCGUAUUGAUGUGGAUACUAUAAUUGAUGCUACUAAAUGUGGAAAUCUAGCCAGGUUUAUCAACCACAGCUGUAAUCCUAAUUGCUAUGCGAAAAUUAUUACAAUUGAAGGUCAGAAGUGAAUGAGGAAAUUACCUAUGACUACAAAUUCCCAAUUGAGGACGAAAAAAUACCUUGCCUCUGUGGGAACGCGCAGUGUCGAGGCACUUUAAACUAAGGUACAGCGUAUACGUGUGGUGUAAAAUCUUUUGCAAAAUUGGCUCACUGAGAGACCAAAUGGGGUGGGGCAAGGGGAUUCUGGUGCUCUACCACCCUACCAGGUACUCUACUGAAGUGAAUUAAAUGUGUUAAAAGUAAUUUUUUACAGGAUUUUUCAGUUCUACAAGAAAGAAUGUGAAGGAUGUGAAAUGAGAAUUUUUGUAAAAUGAAUUAAUUAGGUGCAAUCUCAAGCCAGAAGACUCCCAAGGAAAUAAGUCUGUUAUGGGAGCCAUAAGUAGGAGGGCGGUUUAUAAGAAUGCAACAUUAGUGAAACAUUUGAGUGUAAUGCUUUCCAAUAUUCUUUCCUUAGCCUGACUUGUAGAUAUUUGUUAGAAUGAUAAGACUGUACUGUAUUGUACAUGUAGAUUUGCUCCAGGGCACCUUCCUUGCACUGUAUCUGUAAAGCUGUUUCUUUGUUGCAUUCUUGCUAACUGUGGCUCCUGUAACUUUCAUGUUUCAUAAAAUCUGAUUAAAGAAGAGCUGCCAUAUUUGAUGAUCUGUAUUUAUUGUCAUUUUAAUCCUUUAAAUUGUAUAUUAAUUUCAUCAUUUAUACAUUUGUUAAAUUUUCUGGACCAAACAUGAUCCAUGUUUGAAUGUAAUUGUAUGUGCAUUCUGUGUACAGAAUAACAACGAUUCAGUUAUGGAAGAAGUAGCAGUGUACCAGAUGCAGUAGUAGGACAGAGUAAUAGCAUCAUAGAAAAAUUUUUCAUGUACAAAUGUUGGUAUGACAGUAGGAAGUAAAACUCCUGAAAGGGUUUUCUUAUCAAAUACUGUUGUGGGUUGCUUUCUAUUUUGGGUACCCAAUUUAUGUCUGCUUCAAGCUGUUUGAGUCGCAUAAGUUUUGAAUGCAUUUUAAUGCCUGUCAGACAGACAGACCUGUUCACUCUACAGAUUUUUCAAUGGACUAGGAUUAGCUCGCAAUAUUGAUUAUUUUCAAGAAUGUUUCAAGUGAACAGCAUAAAGUUUCAUACAAAACUAUGUUACUCAGCAAAUCAUCAUUUGAAUUGUAAGUUCUUCUCAGAUAUCGGUGAUUCAUUUGACAGAUAAGACUAAUAGCCUUCGCUGUAUCUUUUAAUGACUUCUUCAGCUGAAAGUUUGGGUUGAUACUGGAAUGUUGUGUAAACUCAUCAAGUGGCACGCUGUGUGACAAGACAGGUUGUGUUGAUAUGUUCAUGUUGUCUAAGUACAGUAGGAUAGUGCUGAGCCACAUGACAUCCUUGGAUUAGCACUUUGCUGAGACUGCUGGACAAACUCAAAUCAAUGCUAGCAAGCAUGCAACUGUAUGUGUGUGCAAUUGCUUGCAUGGGUAUAUUUAUAGUCAUUUGUAUCCAUUUCCUCUCCUGGCUGAAUACUUUAAUGUACCUUCUUGUUGACAGCACCUUGUAAAUAUUAAAAAAAAAUAAGAAUGAAUUAUGCAAACCAUAUGUCAAUUUUUCAUAAAAUCUAUUAUUUGUAAGUAAAUCAAAUUCUUUUCCAUUUAUUUUAAUGUUUCACAUUCACUUAUUCUUUUUUAUGUAUAAAUAACAUGAAGAAACAAUUGUUAAAAAAAGAAAACACUUGGUCUCGAAAUAGGCUGAGAAUAUUUCUAGAAACUUAAGGUAAAUGUGUUAAUUUUUUAAGGAGAAGUGCAGUCCUUGUGUGAAUAGUGUUCGUACAAUGGUACAGUUUAUUAGUUUCUUGCUGAGAAGUGUAAAAAAAAAAGUGAUAUUUUCUGAUGACAUUCACCAUAGAAAAAUAAACACAGUUUUAUCUCUGUAGGCAAAUGAAAAUUAUGUUUCUGCUUCUAAUUGAAAAGCUCCAGUCACAAAAUUGUUUAUAUUGAAGUAGAUUUUGCAUUCCAAAUGUUUUUGUUAUCCUUAUUGCUGAAGAUUCUUUUGCCAGCUUUGAUAGUGGAAAACAAUAUGGUGUGAAAGUGUGAAGCAUGAAAUGUGAUUUAGUGUACAAAUUUUAUUCUCUUCUAAUGGGUGAGACUAAAUGGUUGCUGCAAAUUAGUCUUUGGACUGCCUGAUUAGUUGUGAUAUCCAGUCUUGCAGGGCUGACUGAUAAGUACCAAAUUUGUGAGCACGGCAAAUGAUUGUUUGAUUCAUGUAUUGCGUGAAUAAAUAGAUGGACACCUCUGUUAUGCUCUUAGGAAUGAAGAGUCCAUCUGUUUAUUCAGCAUGGGUAAAUGUAUUUUUAUAUGUCGACCUUAAAUACAAGAAAUGGUUCAUGCCAAGCAAUUAUGAACAAGAGCAUUCGUCAUUUCCUCAUUUUUUAACACAUUAAAUGUUCAGAUACGACUGAGGAUGGAACAGCUUAAAAAAGAAGACUAAUCAUUUUAAGGUGGUUUUAUUUUGACAUAUCAAUCAUUGGAAACAUUUGAACUGCAGAAGCACAGCCAAACAAAAGCUUAGGUCUACAUGCCAAUAAACAACAUAUAAAAAUAUCACAAUGUUGAAGUUGCUGUGAACAAACGUCCAUUCCAUAUGUACUUCUAGGAUUCCUCCAAUGGUACAUCAAUUCAAGUAGAGGAAAAACAUUCCCAACAGGGUAAUGAAUAAGAGACAGUACCUUAAUUCUCGUUCUUUAGCGAAGUAUGUAGAUCAUGUUAUGCUACAUGUAAACUAAGAACUCUCCCACAUUAAGGCACUAAGGCUCUACAUAUUCAGUGAAAAAUUUACCACACACGUAGUGAUUCACGUGUCCAAUAAGGCAUAGAUGAGGGCUUCACCCCGUCGGACCACUUCUUCAAGACGUUCACCUGCUUCACGGUUAUCCUGUUCCAAUCGCCGUAAACUCUGAACCUUGAAAAAAGGCAAAAUACACACUACUUGCUUCUGAUCAACAUAUUUGUCACAAAGCCUGUAUACUGAGAAACUCGCUCUGUGGCACAAUCAGUAUUGCGCCAUGCGCGUGCUGGUAGAUUUUGGAUAGUGAGCGAGCCUACGCAGAAGUUCUCAGAUUUUGCCGGUAGGUGUCGCAGCUAUCGCCCUACCAGCAUUUCGUUUCCGGAUCCUCUUCCAAUACGUAUUGGGGUAGCUUCAGCGUCGGUUGCGUGUGCACGUUUCGUGUCUUACGACUUAAAGAAUGCGUUACGUGGCCGCAUACCUCCUUGCUGCCCUUGGGGGUAAGGACAACCCAUCGUCGGCUGAUAUUGAGAAGAUCCUCAGUUCAGUUGGUAUAGAAGCUGAUGGUGAAAGACUGAAGAAAGUCAUUGGAGAACUCAAUGGCAAGAACCUAGAGGACCUUAUAUCUAAAGGUCGAGAGAAAUUGGCAUCUAUGCCUGCUGGUGGUGCUGUUGCCGCAGCAGCUCCAGCUGGUGGUGCAGCACCAGCUGCCGCUGGUGGAUCUCCUGCAAAGGAGGAGAAGAAGCCAGAAAAGAAGGAAGAAUCGGAGUCUGAAGAUGAUGAUAUGGGCUUCGGCUUAUUUGAUUAAAGAAUUUGUUGCUGCAGAAACCAGUCUGAAGAUAAUGGGCUUCAAUGUAUUUGACUAAAGCAUUUGUUGCUGGUAUGUCAUUUACCAAAGAUGAAAAGAUGUAAAUGUUGGUCAAUAAAAGAAUUAAAACCUCUGUGCAAACUUUUGAAAUGUUAAUACCCAGCAAAUAUUCUCCAUAGCAUUCCAGGAACUAGAAACAGACCAAAUUGUUCAACUUUUAUUUUAUAUAAAUAAAAACUAUUUGAACCUAAACUUGUUUUGU
Messenger RNA from Gryllus bimaculatus (two-spotted cricket), 9201 nucleotides. The record is from the annotation of a GenBank genome assembly. NCBI's taxonomy places the organism in Eukaryota, Metazoa, Arthropoda, Insecta, Orthoptera, Gryllidae.